AGCUGGAGUGAGCGCCUUCAGCAUCUGGAUGGCAAUCCCGCAGCCCAUCUGCUGAACGGGCAUCCGUGAAGAGGAUGGCAUGGCAUGGCAAGAAAGCUCAUUCCCCAAGAAGAUGGAACUGAACUGAAUUCAAGUAGUCCUUAGAAGAACUCAUUGCAUCCUGAGCUCAGCUCCAUCAUGGCAGCAGGUGUUGCAGCAUGGCUGCCCUUUGCCAGAGCAGCUGCAAUAGGAUGGAUGCCAGUAGCCAACUGUCCUAUGCCACUGGCCCCAACAGAUAAAAAUAAGCGGCAGGAUGAGCUGAUUAUUCUUAAUGUAAGUGGCAGGCGCUUCCAGACAUGGAGGACUACAUUGGAGAGGUACCCUGACACUCUGCUUGGCAGCACCGAGAAAGAAUUCUUCUUCAAUGAAGACACAAAGGAAUACUUUUUUGACCGGGACCCUGAAGUCUUUAGGAGUAUCUUAAAUUUUUACAGAACUGGAAAACUGCACUACCCAAGAUAUGAAUGCAUCUCAGCCUAUGAUGAGGAGCUUGCCUUUUAUGGGAUCCUACCUGAUAUCAUUGGGGACUGUUGCUAUGAAGAGUACAAAGAUAGGAAACGGGAGAAUGCUGAACGGUUGAUGGAUGACAGCGACUCGGAGAACAAACAGGAGUCCAUGCCAGCCCUGAGCUUCCGACAGACCAUGUGGCGAGCCUUUGAGAACCCCCAUACCAGCACCUUAGCCUUAGUCUUUUACUAUGUCACUGGCUUCUUUAUUGCAGUCUCUGUUAUCACCAAUGUAGUGGAGACUGUCCCUUGUGGAACAGUUCCCGGCAACAAGGAGCUGCCCUGUGGGGAGAGGUACGAAAUGGCUUUUUUCUGCUUGGACACAGCUUGUGUUAUGAUUUUUACAGUCGAGUAUCUUUUACGACUCUUUGCAGCCCCCAGUCGCUACAGGUUCAUCAGGAGUGUGAUGAGUAUCAUUGAUGUGGUGGCCAUUAUGCCCUACUACAUUGGCUUGGUGAUGACAGACAACGAAGAUGUCAGUGGAGCCUUUGUGACUCUGAGGGUGUUCAGGGUUUUCCGGAUUUUCAAGUUCUCCCGUCAUUCCCAAGGCUUACGAAUCUUGGGGUACACUCUGAAGAGCUGUGCAUCUGAACUUGGUUUUCUUCUCUUUUCCCUCACUAUGGCAAUCAUCAUCUUUGCUACUGUGAUGUUUUAUGCAGAGAAAGGAUCUUCAGCCAGCAAGUUCACCAGCAUCCCAGCUUCUUUUUGGUACACUAUUGUCACCAUGACAACCCUUGGUUAUGGAGACAUGGUGCCGAAGACAAUUGCUGGCAAGAUAUUUGGCUCUAUUUGUUCACUGAGCGGCGUGCUGGUCAUUGCUCUGCCUGUGCCAGUUAUCGUCUCCAACUUCAGCCGGAUUUACCAUCAGAAUCAAAGAGCCGACAAGAGAAAAGCUCAAAAGAAAGCCCGGCUAGCCAGAAUCCGUGUGGCCAAGACAGGCAGUUCCAAUGCCUACCUGCACAGUAAGCGCAAUGGUCUUCUGAAUGAAGCACUGGAACUGACGGGGUCUAUUGACGAUGAGCACAACAUCAGCAAAUCCACUUCUCUAAUAGAAAGUCAGCAUCACCACCUGCUGCACUGCCUGGAAAAAACAACUGGAUUGUCCUAUCUUGUGGAUGAUCCCCUGUUAUCUGUACGAACUUCCACCUUCAAGAACCACGAGUUCAUUGAUGAGCAGAUGUUUGAGCAGAACUGCAUGGAGCGCUCAAUGCAAAACUACCCAUCCUCUCGUAGCCCCUCACUUUCGAGCCACCAUGGCCUGACCACCUCCUGCUGUUCUCGCCGCAGCAAGAAGUCUACGCACCUCCCUAAUUCCAGCGUGCCAGCUACCCGGCUGCGAAGCAUGCAGGAGCUCAGCACCAUACACAUCCAGUGCAGUGAGCAGCCCUCACUCACAGCAAGCCGUUCCAGUCUAAAUAUGAAAUCGGAUGAUGGGCUGAGACCGAACUGCAAAGCCUCCCAAAUAACAACAGCAAUCAUCAGCAUCCCAGCUCCUCCGGUGCUCACAUCAGAAGGUGAAAGCAGGCCUGCCUCAUUCAGUCCCAGCCACGCCACGAACAUUAUCGCCGCGAGCAGCAACAUUGUCAAGGUUUCAGCUUUGUAAGGCUCUGUCAGUUCAUGGCGGCAGUCAGAAGGCCAGCGUUUCUCUCCCUUUUCCCACCUCCAUGUUCCUUCUUUGCUGCAAAUUGUGCCUAGAUGGAUGGAUGGACGGACAGUUAGACCAACCUGACCAACAUCUAAGAAUUCAUAGCGGGGGGAGGGGGCUGGUGAGGCAGCUUCCUUCAAACUCACGUUCAUGCUGCAUAGUGAGCUCAGAAGAAGCAGGAAGCUGGGUGCGUGGAGGGGAGUGGAUCUCUUUGUUGAUAAACAAGAAGAAAACUUGUUCCAGGAUAUGGAGCAUAGAAUAGUUUCCAGAAAGUGGAAAAAGAAGUCCUGUCAUAGCUACAAGGAAGUCAAUAAAGAAGCAGAAUUAUAACACUGUGUAUCUCAGCACCUUUGUAAAGGUUUUUAAUGGAUAAUAUUUAUUCAUAAGGAAAUGACUGAAAAAGGUGAUAAAAAUGGAUUUUGUGACUUUUUUUUCUUCAUGCAGCAGAAUCUUUAAUCAACCAAAAUGACACAUUUUCUUUCUUUUAUAGCUGAAGGUUUAGACAAAGAAGCCAUCAAUUACAGGAGUUUUGAUUUUCAUCCUUGUGUGUGUGUGUAUGUGUGCGUGUGUGAAAGCGAGCAAGAGAAUCACUAAACUGGCACACUGUAAUAACCAGAGAUCUGAGCACACGUUCUUCUUUCCUGGCUCAAUCCUGCAAAGACUUACUGUUUGCAUGGGCCACAACAUGCUUGAAGUAGCUACAGUAGAACUGACGAUUCUACUCACUGUGCAUCCUGUUCUGCAUGAGUGUGUCUUUGCAGGCUUUAGCCUCGAGUGCACAGUAGCAAACAGACACCUGCAUGCGAUCACACACACAAGCGCUGAUAAAACUUCUCAUUGUGGAUGGCAUCCUUUCUUAAGACAAGUUUUGUAAUUGCCUUUUAAUUCAACACAAAUUGCAGUUGCAAACAGUGUAUUUGUCUGCUAACUAUUGUCUGUGGGGGGUGGGGAAUCAUAUUCGUUGGGAAGAGAGUGAGACAGGCUUUAGUAGUCCACCACAGAUUUCUGCUUUUUGUACUUUUUCUUUUCCUGUUAACACUGGCUUGUAAAGAGUGUGACUAGAUUACCAGUCCUGUAUUUUUUAAAAGUGAGCAUAGGGAAAUUUUUAUUUUUAAAUCUUGUACACACCAGUUUCAUGGAGGGCAGAGUCAUUCAAUGCAACUGCGCCAGAUUUUCAUAAGGACUCUAUAAUCGAUGCCCAUGCUUUCUUUUUUUUCUCUCUCUGUUUUUUGUAUGUGUUUUUUUGGUAGUAAUGGCAGUGUCUCCCAUUGUAUAUAGUAGCCAGCUAGUCAGUGGAUCUGUCCUUGGUAGGAUUACUUCAGGAGCCAACCGUUUUGCAUGGACUGACACUGUGUCUCAUUUUGUAAUACAGUCCUGUGGCUCUUAGUGACAGCUUCUGGGUUGCAUCGGCUUGAUGGAUAUAUUUUUUAAAAAACACUAUUUGACUUCCCCUUGUCAAAGUAUCAGCUCCUGUCAAAGAGGAGGAUCGCUCCUAGGUUGUUGGGGUCUACUUUAUGUUAGAGUACCAUUUCGAAACAAUUUAGAAAACAGUUAAUAGAUGGCUGAAUAUAUGUUUCAGAAUAGCUCACCAGUUGUUAAAUAUUGUUAUACUGUUUAGAAAGGUUAGGACUGUGGGUUAUAACCAUCUAUGAUAUUUUAUAGUGAUGUUGUCAUAAUGUGUGUCCCGUGAGUGCAGCCCUCCGGGAUCUCCAUCAACGUCAACAGGGUUUACACUAAUACUAAGCUUGUUGACUUACCCUGAUUUUUUAAAAUGACUUUUACCCAACUGAUCAACCUUUUGAAAUUUAUUUAACCUUGAAUGUAUCUCGUGUCUUUCUUCCAAAUACAUUUUAAGUAGUCUACACCACAAUAUCUUUGGCAGCCUUCUUUUCACUUUGGAAAAUUGCUACAAGACUGAACACUGAAAUUUCUGAACUGGAAAUUGAGUAACAGGAGUUUUUGCAAACCCCAAAUCAUGUCCAGAAUGUAAGUGGUUACAUUUUUUAAAGUUCUGUUUUUGUUUGUUGCCAUGAAUUCUUUGCACAUUGUAUACUAGGGUGAAUUCGUGUAGGGUGCCAGUCGCACUAUCUGGACAUAGAUAGCUGUUGAAUAAACUCACCGUCCACUUGGGGCUGUGUUGUAAGAAAAGAUUUGUGGUAAUGGUGGACAUGCUGUGAAUUUGAGAACAACCCCUUAGUGUGUUUCUGGAGAAGCCACUAUUCUAGUGACAUGAGGCAGGCCUUAAGUGAUCCACAGCAUUAUUUCCAUUAAUUUUUUUAUUGUCAGGAUGUUGCCAAGGAACAAAUGAAGUACUGCUAAAGAAGGAAGUGCCUUUAAGUCUUUGCAGGGUAGUUUCUACCCUUUACUGAGUAACCACAACCAGUCCAGUAUCAGUAUUUAUAAACAGUGGUAGGAGAGCCUGACCCUCCUGAGCCACAGUCCAAUCCUACUGCAUCCAACUCUGCUGACCUUCCAGGGGAUAACUCCUCCAUUCUCUUACUGGCCCCUGUAGUGAAUUCUGGUACAUGGCUCUAAUGUGUCAGUGGUCCAUAGGUUACUAUAGAAAAGGGCCGUCUGGUUUCUGUUCUUCAGCAGAAGCACUGUUACACAGCACCACUGGUUGAAAAUGGAACAAGUACAGUUAGGUAAAUUAAGCAAGGAGACAUGUUGUGGCAUAUGAAGAAAUUUUAAGCACCAAACCAGCAAAAGCAACCCAACGUAUCCUGACAGAACUGGCCAUUCUGUUCAUCACUGAUAUGAUUCCCCAGUGAAACAUUGUCCCAAGGAGCCCAGUACAGAAUCUACAGGAUGCAUUGUGAAAAGGGUGAACAGACAUAACGGCCUUCUGUAAAAAGAGUUUUGGAAGGUAAGCCUAGUCAUGCAGAAGAUGUGAAAAAUUGUCUCACUGGAAACUCCUUCUGCACAACUCUUAAAAGGGACCCUGAUUUUGCUCUGCGUCUGCCAACCUAACUCUGAGUGUGCCUUCAUAUGGAGAACUACAUUCUUUUUUGUAUGGCUAGAAUGAGUCAAAACA
Sphaerodactylus townsendi is the source of this 5224-nucleotide messenger RNA. It is a transcript of the gene KCND3, whose product is annotated as potassium voltage-gated channel subfamily D member 3. Gene Ontology annotation, biological process: potassium ion export across plasma membrane; protein homooligomerization. Gene Ontology annotation, cellular component: membrane; neuronal cell body; voltage-gated potassium channel complex. The transcript is spliced from 8 exons. The record is from RefSeq and is a predicted model, not a curated record. Bases 178 to 2148 code for a protein of 656 amino acids. Gene Ontology annotation, molecular function: protein binding; A-type (transient outward) potassium channel activity. Lineage: Eukaryota; Metazoa; Chordata; Lepidosauria; Squamata; Sphaerodactylidae.